Molecule: messenger RNA, 2229 nt
Organism: Myzus persicae (green peach aphid)
Lineage: Eukaryota; Metazoa; Arthropoda; Insecta; Hemiptera; Aphididae
Product: zinc finger protein on ecdysone puffs-like
Exons: 9
Coding region: 202-2229 (675 amino acids)
Cellular component (GO): nucleus
Molecular function (GO): zinc ion binding; nucleic acid binding
Source: RefSeq, a predicted model, not a curated record
UACGAGUUUCGGCGUCGGUUUCCGCCAUUUUAGUUGCAGUUUUCGUACACUAUUCUCGUGCCGCCGUUCGCGUUUAGCCCGUCCGUCGAUUCCGUUCGUUUUGUGCGUUCUGUGCUAACAAAUUCGUUCAAAAAACUCAAUCGCAGUUAUACACAUUCUGCACAUCGAUAUCACCGCAGUCCUACAACGACUUAACCCAAAAUGUCUUACAACCGUCGAAGUGGUGGUGGUGGUGGUUAUGGUGCUGGAAAUAGUGGCAACUAUGGAAAUUCUUAUGGUCAAAGCGCUAAUAAUUAUGGUGGCUCUGGCCAUUAUGGAAGUGGAGGAGUUGGUGGUGGUGGCGGCGGCAGCAGCAGCAACAGUGGAAAUUUCAAUGGAGGUGGCAACAGCCGUUUCAAUAAUUUCAAUAGUUAUGGUAGAAACCCAAAAAUGAGUCCUUGGGAGUCUGGUGUAUCCCCAGGAGGUGGGAUGAUGCCUAAUGUUCAUCCCAAUCAAAUGGCUCUUGCUAAUGAUUUAUUAUCUAAGCUUUUAGCACCUAAUCAGGGCGGAUACGGAAGUAGCCAAAAUUGGGGUCCAAACCCUGGAAUGGUGAGAAGACAAGAAUCAUUUAAGAACCAAAACCGGCGCAGGCCUGAUAAUCGCAAUCGUAGACCUCCUCCAAAAAAGGACGAUAAGAAAAAGGAUUCUAAACCUGAAGCGGAUAAAAAUGAUAAGAGUAAUGAAACAAAUGGUGUCAAAAAAGAAACAACGGACCAAGAACAUGUGGAUUAUGAUGGUAUUCCGACAGCUGUAUUAUUUUGCCACGUUUGUCAAAAACACAUGUGGGAUGGAGCUUCUUUUGAGAAACAUGUCCGCGGUCGUCCUCAUGAAUUGAUGAUGACAUACUUGGAUGAAGGGUACAAAAUGCAAGUGGAGUUAAUGCGCCACCAGAUUAAAGCAGCUGAAAAUCAGAGGGAAAUUGACUUGGAGCGUAUGCAAGCUCAAAAUAAAGGGAAAGCAAAACCAUUGUUCCGGAACUACUGUCCUAUGUGCAAUAUUAAUUUCUAUGGCCCUUUGACUGGACAUCGUAAGAGUGAUCGUCAUCGUAAAUUGAAACAAUUUCUUCAUCCGGAAUGUAAAAUGUGUGAUACAUUAUUCCAUACUCGUUUGGAAUGGGAUGAUCACAAAUUAUCUUCAGAUCAUUUACGCAAAGUUGGUGAACAGCGCCGUCAGUUUAAUCCAGAUCUUAAAGAUGAUGAAUUUGAAUUGCUUGAUGUGAUUGUGAUUGAAGAUGAUGAACAAUCAGAAGAAAUUCCUGUAGCAUCAAAAUUAGAUAUGCUCGAUGAUCAAGAUAUGAAAGAUGAAGAAGAAGAAGAUCAAGAUCAAGACGUUGCAAAGGAAUCUGAGGAAAAUAAAGAUAAUGAAGUAAUAGAUACUACUGAACAGGAAAAAGAAGAUAAUGACAAUUCCAAAGAAGCGGAUGAUGUUUCCAAGGGAGAGGACGAAAUUUCCAAAGAAGACAAUGAUGUUUCAAUAAUAGACGAUGAUACUUCAAAAGCAGAAAAUAAUAACUCCAAAGAAGAAAAUAACAUUGAUAAGGAACUAAAUGAUACUGCUAAAGAUGAUACAACGGUGAUUAAAAAAGAAAAAGAGGAAAAAUAUAAUCCUGCUAAUGUUGUUGGCCGCGAACUAGUAGUUAAAACUGGAGGAUAUGUAUGCCGCAUUUGUUCGAUGUUUAUGAAGAAUGAUGAAGAAGCAGAUUUACAUUGUCAAACUGCUUCACAUUAUAUCAACUUCACCACUAUCACAAAAUUACAUGCUAAAAUCAACAAUCGAAAACGUAAAAUGAAAGAAGAGAAGAAAGAAGAUGAUGAUAAAGAGGAGGUAAACACAGAAGAAAAUGAAAUUGAACAACCUGAGAAAAAAGCACGUUUGGAUGAAACUGAAAGCGGCGAACCCGUAGUUGAGCAGAAUGGCAUAAGUGAACCUCAGUCUGAACCUAUGGAUGACGAUGUCCAACAGAUAAAAUCUGAUGUACCUGCUGUUGAAAUUCCUGAUGAAGAGUUGAAAGCAAUUAACUCUGAAGAUUCAGUAGUUGCGGACACUGUUACAACUAGUGAAGUUGUUGUUGAACCAGAAUCUGAACCAGUUAAAGAAACUCCAGCUCCAGCUGUCAAAACUACUCCACCACGUGGUGGUCGUGGUGGCCGUGGUCGAGGAGUAGCAAGAAGAGGUCGGUCAAGUCGCUAA